AUGUUCACACAUUAUCAUUUCGGUGCGGCGGACACUCACUUCGAGGACAACGGGAACCACAGGAGAAACAACAACUGGAAAUACGACUUGCUAUGUGAUAACGAAUUAUUACGAAUUGAUCCUUCACAUGAUAAAUUCGUGAAUCAAGUUGAGAUAAGUGUAUUGGCUAAAGGUUUGGACUUUGUUAUAACACCUAAUCGAAUACCUUAUGAGAAUAUAAUCUGUUGUAUCGAAGAAGCGAUAAAACAAAAUAAAAUACCGAUUUACUAUGCAGAAGCAAUAAGACAUGACGUCGCGACUAUACUGUGCGAAUCAAAACUUCCACCCAGCAAUAUUACAAAAAAAGAAAGACUAGCAUUGAAAGCUAUCCAAAAUAACGAAGACAUUAUAGUACUUCAAUCCUACAAAGAAAACGUGAUUGUGGUCAUUAACAAAUCUGACUACAUUAACCAAAUUAAACAUUUGUUGAAUAAUGAGAAAUUGUACAAGCCUAUGUCAUACAAUACUAAAGCCCAAACGCACCAUUUACAGACGGUUUCAGACGGUACUAAUGGCGAGUUUGAGAAAUUAUAUAAACCGGCACCACAAAAGCCACCUGUACUAUAUGGUUCGCCUAUAAUGCGUGAGGAUAAAGUGCUAUUGCAGCCCAUUGUACGCCAAAUUAAUUCCCCAAAUUAUAAUCUUGCUAGACACAUGGCGCAGGUUUUACAGCCAUUGGUCGAGCAAUCAGCAAACUUUGUGAAGGAUUCAAGACAUUUUGUAGAGAUAAUCAAAGACAUCAAAUUGGAACCUAAUGAUAUCAUGGUAAAUUUGAAUGUGCAGGCACUUUUUUCUAAUAUUUCUAUAAUGGAAUGUUUAAAUAUAGUGCAAAAUAAACUGGAAAGCAACAGAAUGUCGUCAAACUAUAUGCAAUUACUCAGAAACCUUUUAACCGGCAAUUGCUUUCUUUUCCAAGACAAGUGUUACCUUCAGAUUGAUGGAUUAACAAUGGGUAACCCUGUCACUCCUAUAUUGGCUAAUCUUUGGAUGGAAUACUUUGAGGCGAAGGUCUUACGUCAAGAUCCGAAUAUCAUCAAAGUGUGGAAACGAAACGUUGAUGAAAUCUUCUGUAUCUUCACUGGGAGUCAACAGGAUAUUGAACGAUAUAUUAUGAACCUAAACUCCAUUAAUGCAAAUAUGAAAUUUACAUAUAAAAUGGAAACAGAUAGAACUUUGGCAUUCCUGGGUAUCGAACUAUCGGUGCGAGCAGAUGGAACUUUGUCACAUGGCGUUUACUGGAAAUCUACAGCUGCAGGCAGAUUCCCAAAUGCAACAUCGCAUCAUCACCCCCGCCUCUUACAAUCUAAAAUCACAUCAUUAAAAACCAGAUUACACGACCUCUGUGACUCUGAACAUUUGGAACAAGAAUUGGACAACUUGUAUAAGGUGCUGCCCAAAAAUGGAUAUCAAAUGAAUGGGCGUUUUAAACAACUAAAGAAAUGUGGACAACCUCAGGGAAAAAGACAACCAAUUUACUUGCCUUACAUUCAGGGAGUGACUGAUAAGAUCGGGUCGCUCUUAGUAAGGAAAUACUCGAUACCUACAAUAUAUCAACGGGGAACAACAAUCAAACAAUUAGUAAGCAAACCAAAGAACGACUUACGGUUACAAAAACCGGGCAUCUACAAAAUAAAAUGUAGCUGUGGAAUGUACUACAUAGGUCGAACGGGACGACCCAUAGCUACAAGAUUCAAAGAACACAAAGUAGCUUUAAAAAAUAAAGAAAUUAAAAAGUCAGCUAUAGCCGAACACGUACUUGAUUCAGGCCCUGGUCACUCGAUAGAAGAUCGUGUAGAAGUUAUCUCUAAUGAUCCCUGUGAUCAUUCAAGAAUUGUACGAGAAACAAUUGAAAUCAGGAAACAUAAUCCGUUUACAUUCAAUCGGGUAGUUGGAUUUAAAUUAUCAGGCAAAUGGGACCGAGUGAUUGAGAAAAUAAGCCUUAAGAAGAUUAAAAAUAUGGACACUAAUAGUCUAGAAUAUAAAGGUACACAGCCUGUACGGCAGCGGCGCGCACUCGAGUCCCUGGAAAACAAACUAUUUUAA
Messenger RNA from Spodoptera frugiperda (fall armyworm), 2082 nucleotides. RefSeq lists its product as uncharacterized. The transcript has 2 exons. Bases 1 to 2082 code for a protein of 693 amino acids. NCBI's taxonomy places the organism in Eukaryota, Metazoa, Arthropoda, Insecta, Lepidoptera, Noctuidae. The record is from RefSeq and is a predicted model, not a curated record.